Lentinula edodes (shiitake mushroom) is the source of this 441-nucleotide messenger RNA. RefSeq lists its product as uncharacterized. The coding region runs from base 1 to 441 and encodes 146 amino acids. The transcript has 2 exons. Lineage: Eukaryota; Fungi; Basidiomycota; Agaricomycetes; Agaricales; Omphalotaceae. Gene Ontology annotation, biological process: ubiquinone biosynthetic process. Gene Ontology annotation, cellular component: mitochondrial inner membrane. The record is from RefSeq and is a predicted model, not a curated record. Gene Ontology annotation, molecular function: transferase activity, transferring alkyl or aryl (other than methyl) groups.
AUGGGUUGGAGUACGUUGAGCCGCACCAAGGAGAUGCCGUACGAAAUGCUUGUUCCCAUUUACUUCGGAGGCUGCUUCUGGGUCUGGACAUACGAGACAAUUUACCAACACAUGGAUAAAAAUGAUGAUGUGAAGAUUGGGAUUCGCUCUUCUGCCUUGCUCUGCGGUCAAUACACAAUCCCUGUGUGCUUUUCCACUGCCAUAGCAUUUUUCGGACUGCUUACCUACGGAGCAUACUUGAAUGGGCACAGUUACCCAUUCUUCGCUGGGGUCCUGUUAGCUGCGGGACUGUUAUUGUCGAAACUUCUGCGUACCGACAUUGAUCGACCCGCUGAUUGCAGAGACUUUUUCCUGCAAACACCUUUGAUUGGGCAAAUUCUUGUCGGAGGCUUUGUAGCUGACGCCGUCAUUGGUCGAAUUUCGAAUGGCAUAGCUCUUUGA